CUAUCAUAAACUGUCACUUGAACUUACAGCUUGUCAAAUUUAUCGUACAACGGCACGUUUUCGUAAUUCGGAGCGGGUACAAAAUUAGUAGUUUGAAAUGUACGGAGUUAUCAAGUACGAUGUUUCGACUGUGAGCGGAUCUUUACUCAAUGCAUUUGUAUUACUUAUAAAUACCUUAUUUUUCAACGUGAAGUUAAUUGGAGAUCCUGAACAGGUGUACCCCAAGGAUAUCAGCGAAAAAAUACUGAAGUAAUAAUGUUUGAAGGAGCAAGAAACGGUGUUCGACUUCAUCAUAGUAGGCGGUGGAGCUGCGGGAUGCGCUGUAGCAAAUCAAAUAACAGAAAAUGGCUUAUGGAAGGUCCUUUUGAUAGAAGCUGGCGAUUAUCCAAGUCCAAGCUCGGAAGUACCUGGUCUCUUCACCACGUUGAUUCGUUCAGGGGAAGAUUGGAACUUUCUUAUGCUCAAGGAACCUAGAGCUUGUCUUGGACUGAGGGAAUCUAGAAUAUCUCGAGGCAAAGCACUUGGUGGCACCAGCGCAAUAGGCAACCUGAUGUACAUAGGCGGUCUUCCCGAAGACUACGACGAGAACGGAUUCGUCCAAUGGGACGGUUCAAUUUUCCGCGACAUUUUCAUGCAUUUGGAAGACUACACCGGAAGUGAACAGUCUUAUUAUGGUCAUGGCAAAGGUGGACUUUUACAUUUUGAAGAUGCUGUCUACAACGAGUCAGCUAAAGAUAUGCUAGAAGUGCAUUACAUAAAAGUUGGUAGCAAGAGAAUGCCGAAACGACACUCCCUUGGCAUGAUCAGUCAUUUUUUGAUGACCAAGAAUGGUGAACGAUACAACAUGGCUAAGGUCUUUCUCACUCCGAUCAAGGAUCGUCCAAAUCUAUUUUUCAGUAAGAACACUCUAGUUGAAUCGAUCCAAAUCUCGGAACCCGUCGAUAAACGGGCAACCGGGGUCAACGUUUCAAUAAACGGAAUAAGACUAUCCCUAAGGGCUAGGAAAGAAGUAAUUCUUGCUGCAGGACCAAUCAAUAAUCCCAAGCUUCUCUUGCUAAGCGGUAUCGGAGAAAGGGGUUACUUAGAUAAACUAAAAUUACCUUACAAGGCGUAUAUGCCAGCAGUUGGAAAGUACCUACAAAUGCAUGUUGCUCUACCAAUAUACGUAUCUCUGAACCGUACUUGCCCCACCUGUGAACCAGAGGUAUACAAUGAGACAACACUUUAUCAGGAUACUUUCGAGUAUAUACUUCAGAGAAAAGGAAGAUUCACUCAUACAGGUGUCAAUAAUUUUGUCAACUACAUACUAACGAAGAAAACGGGUACUACAUUGCCGAACCUCUCUGUCCAACACAUGUAUUUCAGAAUAGAGGAUAGGAAUUUGUUGGCUUGGUUGGAAGCGAUGGACUACCAUCCUAAAAUUGCAGGGAGGUUGUUGAGCGUGAACAAGCUGAACCCAAUGAUGAUGUUUUUGGUAACGCUGAUACAUCCUUUGUCCAGAGGUGAACUGAACUUGAACGAAACGCACUUGCUCGGCGAUCCUUCUAUUAAAGGUGCAAUCUUCUCCGAUGAGGAAUCUUCUGACUUCGAUACGAUUCUAUCGGGAUUCAACUAUAUCACCAACUUGACCACUGUUAUGGAUGAUUUGGCCGCGGAGUUUAUGGACAUUGAUAUACCCAAUUGCAGAAACUACAAAUUUUGUUCCAUGAGGUUAGUCGAACUACUUUUCCAUAUUCUGUUUACUGUUACAGUCUGAUACCAAUAUUGACGUUUUAGGAACAAUUUGCAUUGGCGGCUCCCAG
This is a messenger RNA of Acanthoscelides obtectus, 1802 nucleotides long. The record is from the annotation of a GenBank genome assembly. Lineage: Eukaryota; Metazoa; Arthropoda; Insecta; Coleoptera; Chrysomelidae.